CUUCCAGGCCUGAAGGCGGAUCUGAAAAACAAACUGUUCGGACAGCAUCUGGCGUCUCGCAUCAUCCUGAAAUCCCUGAACGAAUUUAUGAGCAACGACAACCCCGAAAAGCCGCUGGUUCUGUCGCUCCACGGCCCGUCUGGCACCGGGAAGACCUUUGUCAGCCAGCUUAUCGCAAAAAACAUUUACAAAGAAGGGAUGAACAGCAAGUUUGUCCACUUCUUCACGUCCACGCUUCACUUCCGACAUUCCAGUCUCAUCUCCACCUACAAGUCUCAGCUGCAGCAGUGGAUCAAAGGCAACGUGAGCAACUGUGAGCGCUCCAUGUUCAUCUUUGAUGAGAUGGACAAGAUGCAUCCGGGCCUGAUCGACAGCAUUAAGCCGUUCCUGGACUACCAUCACAAGGUGGAUGGAAUUUCCUACAGGAAAUCAAUCUACAUCUUUCUCAGUAACGAUGGAGCCGAGAGCAUCAUUGAGACGGCUUUAGAUUUCUGGCGAACAGGACGAGAUCGAGAAGAGAUUGAACUGAAAGAUCUGGAAGAAUCUCUCUCCUUCUCCAUCUUCAACAACGAAAAGAGUGGCUUUUAUCACUCAAGUUUGAUAGAAAAUAACCUGGUGGACUUCUUUGUUCCCUUCCUUCCUCUGGAGUAUUCGCACGUCGUCCAGUGCAUCAUGGCUGAGAUGAAGAUCAGAGCCAGCAAGGGGAACGGCAAGCCGAACCUGGACGUGGCACACAAGGUUGCCAGUGAAUUGCAAUAUCUCCCCAAAAUAGAGCGAGCUUUUUCCUCCACAGGAUGCAAAACAAUACAGAAGAAACUGAACUUCUACACAUAACGUCUGAUUGUAUGGACAGUGUUGGGUCACUGCAAGCACCUUUAACCCUGCAGAUCCAAAGAAUCAAAUUUCUUCUGAGCUUUGAAAAUUAAUUUGACAAAUGUUUUUUGUUUGUUUAUUUUAGGUAGCAGCAAUUACAGUGGGCCACACAUUAAAAUGAAAAAGGCAAAAGUUAUUUUUUAAAAGUAAAAAAAUAAUUAAACAAGAAAAUAAAAGUUUGUUUUAAAGCAGUGGCAAAACAAGUAUAAUUUCAGAGAGAAAGUUCUUGUUUUUGUCCAAAUGAUGAAGCAAAAGUAUUUUUUCAAAGACAAGAGUCUAAACUGUUCAAUACCUCCAAUGUCUCAUCUUCUUCUUAUAUUGUCUUCUAUUUAACUACUACUGUACUAAAACCACUUUUGUCAUUUAUUAAGUCAAUUUAAAAGUCUGUUUGUCAAACAUUAUUAAAUCAAGUAAAAUAUUGAAAAACUGCAUCAGAUUGUUAGGAGCAACAUGGGCUUUUUUUGUUUUGUUUUUUGGCCAAAUUGAAAUCCCUAAAUAAACUAACUGUUGAAUUGAAAAUAUUUCUCAUU
Messenger RNA from Oryzias melastigma (Indian medaka), 1403 nucleotides. Its product is annotated as torsin-1A-like. Gene Ontology annotation, cellular component: nuclear envelope; endoplasmic reticulum lumen. The record is from RefSeq and is a predicted model, not a curated record. The transcript has 4 exons. The annotation marks the transcript as partial. Gene Ontology annotation, molecular function: kinesin binding; ATP binding; ATP hydrolysis activity. NCBI's taxonomy places the organism in Eukaryota, Metazoa, Chordata, Actinopteri, Beloniformes, Adrianichthyidae. Gene Ontology annotation, biological process: protein localization to nucleus; nuclear membrane organization.